Messenger RNA from Trichosurus vulpecula (common brushtail), 1392 nucleotides. RefSeq names its product chromosome 5 C12orf60 homolog (gene C5H12orf60). NCBI's taxonomy places the organism in Eukaryota, Metazoa, Chordata, Mammalia, Diprotodontia, Phalangeridae. The coding region runs from base 80 to 1126 and encodes 348 amino acids. The transcript has 2 exons. The record is from RefSeq and is a predicted model, not a curated record.
GAAGUGGCUCCUAAGGGCCACACACAUCAGUGACAAUGGCUUUCUUUAUUAUCAGUGCUGCCACUUUUUUCUUGGAAGAAUGUCAUUUAUGUCAGAGAAUAUAGAGAGAUUUAUUCAGACUGGUAACGCUUUCUACAAUUGCUUACUAAAACUUAAUUGUUCCAUAAAUGCCUUCAUUCAAUUACUCACCAAUUAUCUGGGCUGCCAAAUACCUUGCAUCAUUGUGAAUGAAAGUGGAACUGUUAAGGACUAUUUUGAAGAAGUAGUAUGUUCUUUGAGGAGAGUCCAGGGUGAUAUUGAAUCAAAGGACAAAGCCAGGACUGAAUGUGCUCAAUAUUCCAAGAUAGCAACCAUGACCUCUGUGAAAGACCCCUGUCUGAAAAGCGCUAAAAAGCUAUGUGAAACAGCUAAAGAAAUUUCUGACUGUGCCCAGCUGCCACUUAUUCUCAUGCUGAAAAAUGUCAACUUCUUUGAGAGUAUGGAAUGUGCUAUUUCCCAGCUGAUGAAGUCUUCAAUCAUGAACAUCCGCCUGAUCGACCUUUGUAAAAAUCCCUGUGAUCCCUGUGAUCCCUGUAAACUCUUUGAUCCCUGUCUACCCUGUCUACCCUGUCUACCUUGUGAUCCCUGUAAUCCCUGCAAACCCUGUGAUCCUUGUAAACCCUGUGAUCCCUGUAAACUCUUUGAUCCCUGUCUACCCUGUCUACCCUGUCUACCUUGUGAUCCCUGUAAUCCCUGCAAACCCUGUGAUCCUUGUAAACUCUUUGAUCCCUGCAAACCCUGUGAUCCCUGUAAACUCUUUGACCCCUGUAAACCCUGUGAUCCCUGUAAACCCUGCGAUCCCUGCAAACUCUUCGAUCCCUGCAAACUCUUCGAUCCCUGCAAACUCUGUCAACCAGGUCCUGCCAAAGUUCCAGAGAAGAGUUGCUGCCCACCAGCAAUGUCACCUGCAGAAAUCCUUGAGAAGUUGAGCAAACUAAUAGAUUGCCAAGCCUCCAUCAACCCCACAGUGUCAGCUGCAGAUAAUCUCCAAGAAAUUGUCAAGACUAUGGAACCUGUUGCAGACAAACUACAACAAAUUGCUAAGGCUAUAGAAGCCAACAUGGAAUUAUUAAAAUUAACUAAGUAGCUCUACAAUUAGUAAGUAGUGGAACUGCAGAAGAGAUGUUUUGCUCAGUAGAAGAGGAGUUCUCAGCCAAUGAUUUCUCACCGUAAAAGCUAGGAAAUUCCUUUACUCUUAGAAGAGAGGCACUGAAAUGCUUUGAUUUUAAGAAACCUAGGCCUGUUAUUUAAUUUGAAGUAUGAGGCUAGGCAGCUGUCAAACAGCAAAUCAUUUACUUCUCUUCUUCCUUGUUUAAAUCUCAAAUAAAUCCUGUUUGGAGUGGCAUCUGCUUA